AUGAAGUUCUGUGGAGAAUUGGUAACAACCGAGAGGAUGAAGAUAAAUCGUUUCUAUGGCGUGUUAAAGGCAGAAAUUAGAGAGUUCAUCACUCCCUCAAAAUGUGAAACCCUCGAGGAGCUCAUUGAUUUAGCACGGGAUAGGGAGAUCGAGAUUAAAAGACAAGAAGAGCGAGGUGAAAAGAGACCGAGUGAAAAGGGUGCAAGUUUUAGCCCAUCUAAAAAGGGGAAGUUUCAGGAUCAAGGAAGGAAGGGCAAGUCGAAAGGUGGAAUUACACCAUGCAAGAUGUGUGGGAAGCUCCAUACCGGAGAAUGUUUGCUAGGCAAAAAGGGGUGCUUCAAAUGCGGGAAGGAGGGGCAUUCGUCUUAUCAAUGCCCGAACAACCCAAAGACUUGUUUCAACUGUUUUGAAAGGGGGCAUAUCAAGUCGGAAUGCCCGAAGCUUCAGCAAGAAUCAAAGAAAGAAGAUAAGAAACAAGAGAGUUCUAAGGUGAAGGGGAGAAUGUUUCAAAUCACAUCGGAAGAAGCCAAAUCCCAGCCGAAUGUGGUUUCAGGUAUCUUUUUAAUAAACUCAAUGCCGGUUUAUGUAUUGUUUGAUACCGGGGCCACUAUGUCAUUUAUCUCUAGUGAAAUCGUACAACAUCCUUCCUUUAAGAUUGAACGGAUGCCGAUGCCCUUAGAAGUAGAGAUAGCAGAUAGUAAAAAUUAUUUGUUGCACGAAAUAUGUAAAAAUUGUAAAUUAACCAUUGAGGAUGAGGAGUUUGCUAUCGAUCUUAUACCCAUGAUCUUGGGAGAAUUUAAAGUAAUAGUGGGUAUGGAUUGGAUGUCCCAAAACCACGCGGAGAUAAAUUGUGAAACCAAAACUAUACAUCUCCAAGCUCCAAGUGGAAGACGAUUAAAUGUACAAGGCGAAAGAAAGAUGGAAGCGAAGUUAUGUACCCUCGUUCAAGCUACCAAGUAUGUGCUCAAUGGGAGUAGAGCAUAUUUAGCUUACGUGAUAAAUACUCAAUAA
Molecule: messenger RNA, 1011 nt
Organism: Helianthus annuus (common sunflower)
Lineage: Eukaryota; Viridiplantae; Streptophyta; Magnoliopsida; Asterales; Asteraceae
Exons: 1
Coding region: 1-1011 (336 amino acids)
Biological process (GO): proteolysis
Molecular function (GO): zinc ion binding; nucleic acid binding; aspartic-type endopeptidase activity
Source: RefSeq, a predicted model, not a curated record